Molecule: messenger RNA, 1410 nt
Organism: Rotaria sp. Silwood1
Lineage: Eukaryota; Metazoa; Rotifera; Eurotatoria; Philodinida; Philodinidae
Source: the annotation of a GenBank genome assembly
AUGGAACAUUCUACAUCUUCAUCAAUCAUUGACGUGCUAUCACCUUCUUCAUCGACUUCAUUAGACUGUUCAUCAUCUUCAUCUUCAUCAAAUCAAGCAAUAAAUACUGACAUUUAUCUAGUGUCCGAUAAUAUUGUAAAUUAUACUACCGAAACUGUUACACUUUGUCUUAAAUAUAAAAAACAACAAUAUAAAAUAACACUAAUAGCAAGGAAUUCACUUAUUUCUAUUAUUGAAAAAAAAUCAACUGCACCAUGCUGGUCUGUUUUUGGAUUGCCUGCUAAAAUAGUAGGCAAGAACAAAUACGAAAUAAUAAAAAAAUUUGCUUCUUGUAAAAGUUGCUAUCAAACCUAUUCUUAUUCAUCAUCAACAACAACGUUAUCAAAUCAUAAAUGUCCGAUGCUGCUGAAUAAAAAUCAAUCCACAUUAGAAACUUUACCGGUAUCAAGUUCAACAUCAUGCAUAUCUCCAUUUCUUUCAAAUAAAGUAGCUGCAGCUAAUGCAAAAGAUAAUAAAGCUUCUGAAAAACAAAAAAGUUUAUUUGUCACUUCACUAAGCGAUUGGGUAUGUUCAAGUAUGCGGCCAAUCAGUAUAGUUGAAGAUAGCGGCUUAAAAAAUAUAAUGGAUCAAUGUAUUCAAAUAGGUUAUACAUGUGGACCUAUUUCUGCUUCAUCUCUUUUACCUUGUCGUAAAACAUUAACAAAAGAAAUUAAAAAAAAUGCAAAUAUUGGUCGAAAUGAAAUAAAGACUGUUCUUAUAGCAGCAGCACAUCAACGACGUUUAUCUUUGUCGCCUGAUUUAUGGUCAGAUGGUUAUAAGAAGAUGUCCUAUUUAGGAUGUACAGCUCAAUGGGUCGAUGAAGACUGGAAUUUAUGUACGUUUGAAUUGUUUUGUUUACCAUAUAGAAAACCUAACAAAAACUCCGCAAAUAUAAUUCAGGUAAUUGAAGAAGGAUUAGCACUCUAUGAUUUACAACAUUUUAUGUACGAUGUUAUUUGGGUAUGUGACAGAGGAAGUAAUUUGAAGAAAGCAUUGGAGAAGUUCACUGUUGUGCAUUGCGUUGCACACCGGUUAAAUAACGUAUUGCAACAUACAUUUUAUCAAGCUGAAAUUAAUAAAGUAAAAAAAGAUGUAGCAUUUGGUGAUUAUUAUACUAAUUCAGUUGAAGAUGAAGAUGAUCAGAUUAGUGAAAGUGAAGAAAUUGAAGAAUCUUGCGACGAUGAACAAUUGAUUGAUAUACGAACCGAAGUUGUUAGUUAUGUAUCCAAAGCAUCUAGUCGAAAUAAUCCAAGUACUGUUCUUGCUCAACUAGCAGCUGAUGCAAAACGCGUUUUAGUAACUAUUAUCCAGUGUAAAGAACUUGUUAAAUAUAUUAAGAAGGUAAAUUCAAUAUUAAGACCAUUUUAUUAG